UUCUAUCUAAUCUCGUAGUGGACAGGCAACUGUUUGCUUCGAAAUAGUCUUGCUUGCGGUUCGUGACCUAAGCGACCACGGAUUUGAAUAUAGCUGUUAAAGGUAUGCCCAAUACCCAAGGUCUCUUUUUCCGGUUGUGUAAGCAUUCGGUAAGCAGUUCGUAAGGAUGGAAUCCCCUCUUUAGCUAGUUUAAGCCAGUUCUCAACCCGAAGCAGGGAAUUAGCUUGCGAAGCUGUCGAUGUCUUCCAAUCCGGUAUUUAAAUCAUAUACCCUAGGCAUCCUUAUCUACACAAUUACCAUACCUCAAUCCCGGAAGACAGAAAGCUUAACCUUUUCUAGUCCUCACGGAAGACUUGAUAGAUAGAUAUAUCUCUUCUGUCCGGCUGUCGGUCCAUCCGUCAUAGAAAGAAGUUGCAUUGGCUUUUCUUUGAGGCUUUCUUUCCGUCUCUUUUGUGAUUGUGUUCUCGUUCUCAAUUCUUUUGUAGCGAGUUCAUGCUUUUUCCUUUAGACUGAAAAAGUCCCGACCCGCAGAAAUCGUAUCCGCCUUUCCAGCAGUCCUAAAUCCGUCUCAUAGGAAAUGUCGUAUCGAUUCUUGCUUGACUUGUUGGCUCACCCGAGGCGAGGACUGAGUUUGCUUUCUUUCUUGCUUUGUAUCGAGGAGCUCUCCCGGCGCAAAGGAAAAAGCUUUCUUUCCGCCCCUGCUUUCUUAUCAUUGAAAGCCUUGGCAGCAACUAAAGCGGAAUCCCGCCUAGCAGGUCUCCGAGAGCAAUUGUCCAAACUCGUGACAUGCUUUCUUUAGAAAUGAACUGUGUGUCAACGUUGUGCCGUCUUUUUCACUCUCUCACUAUCUGAACUUGAAGGUUAAGUCAGUGUUCCGGGAAGAAAAAGUGCAACUGACUUCUAGGAUUUCUAGUUCCGUGCUCUAGGGCUUUGACUUCUAAUAAGGCGAACUUUGAAAUCGCGAACCUGCUGCUCGCUCGUGGCUUGUGCUAAUGCGACUCGGGAUAUAGCUGUUUUAGAUCUUCCGGUCGCUCUCUUCCAAUUCCUUUUCAUCUACAAUGUCUUCUUUCAAAAAGCGGAUUAUCGGGUUCUGGCUUUAAACAGUUAGAGUUUGACUUCGUUCAGAAGAAACGGGCGAAGAGGAUCGCUCUUUCUAUCGUUAUCAAUGGAAUGCCCUUAUUAGUUUAGUAAAGCUUAUCUUAUGGGUUGCUAUUGCGCUUUCCGUUCCCUUGUGUCAUGAUGGUUUACGGGCGAGUGACUUUUCCUUCACGAGCUUUGACGCCAAACAUUCAAUUCAAUAAAGAAGUUCAUAGAAGGAGGGCUCUUCUAUAUCUUGUUUGACUCGUUCUUAUGUUGUGUUGACGGAAGUUGGAGACAGAGACGGAGAUGACGAAGACGAAUGUAAGGCCUAGACCAUAAGCUAAGGUCAAUCGAGUGCGCUCAAAAUGACGAGUUCAAAAGCCAGGUUCAGUAGACCGAUCAACUAACGCUUCUGUUGGAUGUUGGGAAGCCCCACUGGUUAAGUUAACGAACGUAUAGAAAGAUGAUAUAUAUGUUCUAUUUUCCUAUAUAAAGAAAUCAAUAUAUAUGGGGCAGGGUGGAUAGUUGACGAGUGUGCUUUCUUUUGUUUAACUGCUCAGAGAGAGCUUUUUAAAAUCCUGAUCCAGUGGUGGUUCCUGGUGAAUAAAGAUUCCCUUCCCUAAGACGAGAACUCGCUCAUUUUGAUUCGAAUCAAAUGAGACUGAAAGC
This is a messenger RNA of Rubroshorea leprosula, 1749 nucleotides long. Lineage: Eukaryota; Viridiplantae; Streptophyta; Magnoliopsida; Malvales; Dipterocarpaceae. The record is from the annotation of a GenBank genome assembly.